This is a messenger RNA of Loa loa (African eye worm), 363 nucleotides long. RefSeq lists its product as hypothetical. Lineage: Eukaryota; Metazoa; Nematoda; Chromadorea; Rhabditida; Onchocercidae. The transcript has 3 exons. The record is from RefSeq and is a predicted model, not a curated record. Bases 1 to 363 code for a protein of 120 amino acids.
AUGGAAUAUGGAUUUUUAAUCAUUGAUCUUUUACAGAAUUUAAUAGCCGGUGUAUUAUUUGAUGUUUGGAUUGGUUUCUUAUUAGUAUGCAUUUUAACAACAAUUGGCUCAACAUUAUGUUAUCUUUUCUCCGAAUCUUUUGCUCGUGAAUAUGUUUUUUAUUACUUAGGUCAUCGUAUCAUUACCUUACAACAAAAGGUACAGAAUAAUUCGCAUCGUUUAUUAGCAUUUUUAUUGUUUGCGCGUAUGUUUCCAAUAUCACCAAGUUGGUUACUCAAUAUUAUCGCACCUUUUCUCAAUAUUCCUAUCUUUAUUUUUGUAAUAACAACAUUUAUUGGUAAGGAAAAAUUAUUUUUUGUUUAA